Pseudomassariella vexata is the source of this 501-nucleotide messenger RNA. RefSeq lists its product as uncharacterized. The record is from RefSeq and is a predicted model, not a curated record. The transcript is spliced from 2 exons. Lineage: Eukaryota; Fungi; Ascomycota; Sordariomycetes; Amphisphaeriales; Pseudomassariaceae. The annotation marks the transcript as partial.
CAAGGGACGGUGUUCGCGGGCACCUGCUGCGCCGACGGCCAACUCUGCUCUCUGGACUCAAAUGGAAAAGCCGCGUGUUGUCCAUCGGGCGCCGUAUGCACCGGGACAGUAGCGUCCACCACCGGGGGCACCCCAACAGCGUCCUUCGUGACCAACUCCCUUUACGCUUUCCCCGCCAUUCCGACCUCGUUUAGUAACGCGGGCCAAUGUUCUUCCGCUGUCAACGCCUGCUCAAGGAACUACGAGUCGUGCACGUCCGGGCUGGUCAGCGGCACGGGCGGCUACGCCGUUACGGUCGCCGUCCCGGGAGGGGGAGGGACUACGGUGGCGCCCACCCACGUCACGAUACCCAUCGAGAGCGCGACGUCCGUCUGCUCGAGUUUGUCGUCUAAGGCGUGCUAUGGGAUCCAGAGUAGCGUGUGUACGGUCACGGGGACAACGGGUGUGUUUAAUAUCGGCACCGAGAAUAUGGCCUCGAGGCCGACGGCUGCCUGCAUGGCA